UCGAGGCAUUCUAUAGCGCGGACGUAGCUGUGUUUUCAGUAUUCGAACAAACAUUUAUCGCCUAUUUUAGUUUCUUUGAGGCUCAGAUUUAGUGGUUCUAAAAACUUUUAUUUGAUUGUUCUUAAACGGAAGAUGCAACUUCUAAGAAAGAUUGAUUGUUUAUUAAAUUAAAAUAUAGAUAAAUUUAUAUUUAAAUUAUCAAAGUUGAAUGGCGUUUGGAAACUGAAUAAAUUAAAUAUUUUUUCGCUUCAUUAUUUAGUCCAAAAAUCCGAGUUAAAUUCUUCCUAUUUCUUAUCCCUAUAAAUAAUAAAUAUUUUACGUUUAAUACUAGCAGUUCUGGCAUAAACUUUAAUUCAGAAAAUCAAAUGAAAGAUUGAAAAUUCAAGUGCAUCUCAGAGAAAGUGCAGUGCGCGAGGAGGAGAAUAUAAAUUCCGAUUUAAUGAUCUGAGAGUUUCAAAUAUUUAGCGAGUAAGUCCUCGCACUUUCGACCGGCUUCGGACGCAUUAUGCUCACGGACAUUGGCAGCAGUCCAAACGGUAACGGUAUCGGCAACAGUGGCCACAAUGGUCAUGGCCUAGUCGGCGGACUCCAUUCGAACUCCUCCAGUGGAAUCGGCAGUGCGAGCAGUGAAAAGUUGACAGCGCGCGGCGACGAGGCCAAUGCCAAACGGGGCAGCAAUGGUGAAGGCGAAGCCGACGAGGAUGCCGACGAUGACGAGGAUGAGGACGAGGACGACGACGACGAUGAUGAUGAUGCGGAUGAAACUACGGCAGAGUCCCCUCUACUACCCCUGAAGGACGACGAGUCAUCGCCCCCUCGCGUCCAGAGUUCCUCGCACAUAUCAGCCAGUAGGUCACCCCACCAGUACAGCACCUUAGACGGCGACCUCGAGCUGAAGCACCACCCCCUGCCACUCACAUCCGCGCCCGGCGAGCUGACCAACUGCAACAGUCAGGAAGGAGAGGCAAACAACAACAGCACCAAAAACAACAACAACCACGAGGGAACGUUCUAUAAGAACUAUCCGGGCAGGGACAUUCCCACCCACAAGCAUCAGCACGAGUAUCAGCUCUACCCCAACGACACCUUCGCUCGAUUGGAGGGCAAAGCCCCGAAACCGAACACCAAGAUGCAGACCAAAGUGGAUGCGGUAGGCCGGAUUACUGGGCCUUGGGGAAAGUGGCAGCUGCGAACAGUGCUCCUGAUCUUCCUGUGCAAGAUCCCGUCCUCCUGGUUCAUGGCCUGCAUCAUUUUCACUGCCCCAGCACCGCGACAUGGCGAGUUCUUCUGCAAGCCGCCAAACACAAUUGGUGCCCAGAACCAAACGCAAUGGAUCAAGGUUUCACAUCCGCAAAAGGAGGAGAGCGACGAUCAGGAGUUCAGCAUAGACUUCUGCAAUGUAUACCAGGAUGCCCAGCAGCACGCCCAUCACUACUACAACUACGAGAACAGCGAGCAGGAGCCGCGUGUCUGGGAGAAGCCUCUGCACCGCAACUCCAACGUGAUCCCCUGCACGGAGUUUCAGCACGAGUCUGACUACCACUCGGUGGUCACCCAGUACGAUCUCGUCUGCUCACGUGACAUUCUCGUAUCGGUCACCCAGUUCUUCCACCUAUUUGGCGUCCUUACUGGCGGCAUCCUGGCCAAUCAGUUGCUGAAAUAUUUCAGUCCGCGGAACGUAAUGCUCUUCGGCAUGAUCACGCAAAUAUUUUGUGGCAACCUCACUGGACACGUGGCCUCUUACGAACUUCACGUCUUCUUCCGCUGCCUCUCCGCCGUGUGCUGUGCCCAGAUGUACACUGCCGGAGGCCAAAUCAUGGCCGACAUAACAGGGGGGAAGUACCGCACCUGCGUCUCUACGCUUUUCGAGCAGUUCUGGUCCAUUGGGGUGAUGAUGCUGCCCGGAGUAGCCAGCUUCUGGUCCAGCUGGUCUCACCUCUACAUGGCCAUCUCGUGGCCCACUGUGAUACUAAUCUAUCUGUGGCAGUGGAUACCCGACUCGCCGCGCUGGCUGAUCGCACGAGGACGUACGCAGGACGCCAAGAAGAUCCUGCUGGAGUGCGCCGAGGUGAAUGGAACGCGGUACAACCUGCCCCACGACAUAGACCAGCAGCUGGAGCUGCAGGCGCAGACGGCGAUGGACGCCCCUCCACCAAGUGGAUGGUGGUCGAUAUGGAAGGGCGAGCGGGCAGUUCGGCAUAUGGUGUGCGUGCACCUAGCCUGGUCGCUAUACAUCGUCGUGUACUACGGCAUGCUGCUCAAUAUUCGCUCCUUCAGUCGCGACCACCUGUACAUAAACACCUUCGUCGCGGGCUUCAGCGAGAUGAUGGGCACUUUCUUCGGGCUCUUCCUGAUCCUGAAGACCACCCGCAAGUGGCUGUGGACAGGACUCUUCAAUAUCGUGGCAGGCUGCGUCGCCUACUGCGGUUGGUUGGUUCCGAAGCCCAGCGUAAUUGGGCUGGAUCCGAACGUGGCCUUGCUAAUGUGCUCGGCCAUGGUAUCGAAGAUGGCCAUAUCCACGACUCUGAGCAUACUUACUACCUGUACAGUAGAACUAGUCUCGGAUGACAAAAAGAAAAUCACAUCGUUUUCUACAAUCUGCUGGGCUCGUUUCUGGCUGCUGGGAGCCCCUUUCAUUGGAUCCACAGUGGUCUUCGGACAGCUCAUUCCUCAGACGGCCUUUGCCUCUCUGGCCAUUUUUGGUGGCCUGUGCACAUCCUUGAUAAGUAGUCCUAGAACACAUCCCAUCUCUAGACCAGCCUCACCAGCUGCCCAAGGAGCCCAGAACAUGGCAUCGCAGUUCACCAUCAUCGAUGGAAUGGACAACAAGGGCUAUACGGCCACCUCGAAGGCCAUUCACUCUAACAGCACCAUUAGAAAACUGACCACGCCGCAAUCGAAUCUACCUCCUCAACUUAUGCCCGGCAUUUGGACGACCAAGAUAAACGAGGACGGCCCACCACUGUGAACAGCCUUUCCAAAGUGAUGUUGGGACGAAGAAUUGGGUGUGGUUAAGCUUUGGAAGCUCAUGAAGCAUUUCCAAAGCCCAGGAUUAAAGCCUUUAGGAUAAUGAAUCCUGCGUUCAGGAGCAAGAUACAGUUAAAGAAGCAGAUGUUCAAAAGUAAGCUAUUGCUAACCUCACAGCUAGGACCUCGGAUGGGUUCACUUUGGUGGUGCUGUGACCUGUAAACUAUAGUCUACAAAAUUUGAUAAAUACUAUAUAGCCCGCUUAAUAACUUUAGGGGCUCACUUUUUCGUAAGGCACAUUAGAAAACUUUCUUAGGGAAGGAUCAGGUUAAGUACUAGAUCUUUUCGCACACUUAAGUAAGAGCUCAAAUUUACCCAACUCGGAGUGCUCAAGUGAGAAUAUCUUAAGCACUUGAAGACAAAGGUACAUUUCUAGGUAGGCAAACUCUUAAGCUUAAAGCUGUGGAAUAUAAUCCUCAACCAAAUUAUUUUAAACGAAUGCUAGGCAACAGACAUAUAUAUAUUUCAUUAUCUUUAAAUUUAGGGCAUUAAACUAUUUAGUAAACCCGGAAGGCCAUAAGGCACUCGAGUCUGGGAUUAGCUUCAGCGCAGCCAUAAUUAGUAGUCUCGUAAGCAAGUAAGCCAAAUGUGGAACACGGCUUGGGACAAGCCCAGUAUUACGCAGUCACCUUUGAACCAAAUAAGAACCUUACCUCAUGUAGAACCCACUGCACAGAUAAACCAACUUCAAAUGGUGAUCCUUCUAAAGGCCUGUGGUUCCACAUUUAAGUGAUUGUGUUGCAAACACCUGGAGAGAAUUACAUGAAAAGACAUACAAGAGUAGUUACACAAUAAUUACAUAUUAUGGACAGUUUUAAUUAACUAAUUUUAUCUAUGAUAAAAAUCUCUAAUUAAUUGCGUAGAAAAACAAUAAUUUUAGUGUACACAUUAAUUACUUUACUACCGUUAUGUAUUAUGAUUAUCAAUUACCAAGCUAAUUUAAUAUAAAUCAAUUAGUAGUUUUCAGGUCCUACCAACAUACAUACUACCAACUCUGAAUAUAAAAUCUCUAGUGAAUACGCUUAGCAACUUGUUGAAUGUUAUCUGAAAAUGGUUACUAUAUGAAAGGAAAUGUUAUACAUGGCAAAAGAGCAAUAUUUUUCUAAUAAAGCAUCCCCAUUAAACCAA
Molecule: messenger RNA, 4155 nt
Organism: Drosophila eugracilis
Lineage: Eukaryota; Metazoa; Arthropoda; Insecta; Diptera; Drosophilidae
Product: solute carrier family 22 member 3
Exons: 5
Coding region: 506-2968 (820 amino acids)
Biological process (GO): transmembrane transport
Cellular component (GO): membrane
Molecular function (GO): transmembrane transporter activity
Source: RefSeq, a predicted model, not a curated record